Oppiella nova is the source of this 925-nucleotide messenger RNA. The record is from the annotation of a GenBank genome assembly. Lineage: Eukaryota; Metazoa; Arthropoda; Arachnida; Sarcoptiformes; Oppiidae.
AUGGAUGAGCGGAUCGACGAUUGGAUCAGUGGAUCAGUUGGUGAGGAGUUUUUGUUUCUGGAGAAUCUGGACGACCAUCUGCUGAAGUGUCUGUGGUUUGCAGUGUUCUUCCAACCAAUUGAAAGUACUUCCAGACAAUUGGGUAAAGUUUGUCACUUCGACCGACUUGUCGAACGACUGGAACAGGUUGUCAAAGAUGGCCUCAAAGAUGCCAAACUUGACGUCAUCGGUGAUCUGAUUGGUCUGGAGUCCCGGCUGCGACUGUUGGUGCAGUUGAACCAUCUUCUCAUCUCGAGAGGAUGGCCGCCUUCGACAGCUUAUAGCUGGUCGUCGAGUCGUAUUGAGAACACGCGGGNGAAUGAUGUGAUCAAUUGCACUGAAGACCAACAGAACCAACUCUUGGAUCAAAUCACUAUCAAGAGAUCCAGAGCUCAAAGUGAAUGCAAGGCUCCUGACGAUGGAGUGGACAGUCGUACACAUGAGACUGCAUUCACUGCCGACCAAUGCUUCAAACGAAUCGAUUCUGAUCUGAAGAAUACGCUGAAGAAGAAGCACUUACCACUCGGAGUGUUGGCGACCAUUGAAGAAGAAAUCACAGCCUUCUUCAACGAGAAGCCGUUCGCCACCUAUAAGUCGUGCCUUCAAUCCACAGGUUCAACAAAAUCGGGGUUUCGACGCCUUCUACUCCACGCCUGCUGUCAAUAUCUGGACCUCAAGUGUCUCAGCUUUGAUGCAAACGGCGAGCGCUGGUCCAGAGUUAACAAUCGCAACAAAUAUUUCUCUCAGCCGUCAGUAAUGCUCACCGAAUACCUGGAGAACCGAUUCACCAAUUCUUAACAUACUUUGCAACCAUAUAUACUGUACUUGUUUUAUAUAACUUUACGACAAAUGUGUGUAACACUGCCUCAAAAUGUGUGUUUAUUUU